AGAGGCCACAACGGCGUCGUUUGGUCGUGCGACGUCUCAGGCAAGUUUCUUACAGCAUUUUCAUUUCAAUUUCAAUUUCAGUCUCAAUCUCAAUUUGACUCAUUACGGGAAGUACGGACCAGAGCGCCAAACUAUGGAGCGUCCAAACUGGAAAUCAAUUGUACAGCUUCAAUUUCGAUUCUCCCGCCAGGUCCUUUGAUUUCUCCGUCGGCGAUAAGCUCGCCGUUAUCACAGAACGCCCAAUCAAUGCUGUUGCAAUGUCACCUCUUUUUGAUCACGUAGGAAUUGGAGGUGGUCAGGAAGCAUCAGCUGUUACAACUACCGAUCAUCGUGCUGGAAAAUUUGAAGCCAAAUUCUUUGAUAAGAUUCUUGAAGAAGAAAUUGGGGGCGUGAAAGGGCAUUUUGGACCAAUUAACGCAUUGGCUUUUAAUCCUGAUGGAAAAAGUUUUUCAAGUGGAGGUGAAGAUGGUCUUUAUGUACGGUUGCAUCACCUCGACUCAGAUUAUUUCAACAUUAAAUUAUAGUGCUGGAUGUUUUUGUGGUUAAAAUUAGAUGGUUUCUAGAAGUUAGCUCUUAAUUUUACUCAAUUUUUUUUUCUAACGCUGCUCCCUGUAUUGUUACAAUUAUGGAAGAAAUUAAUGAAUGAAAUUAUGCAUUUUUGGUUUA
This is a messenger RNA of Vigna radiata var. radiata (mung bean), 666 nucleotides long. Its product is annotated as eukaryotic translation initiation factor 3 subunit I. Gene Ontology annotation, molecular function: RNA binding; protein binding; translation initiation factor activity. NCBI's taxonomy places the organism in Eukaryota, Viridiplantae, Streptophyta, Magnoliopsida, Fabales, Fabaceae. The record is from RefSeq and is a predicted model, not a curated record. Bases 258 to 524 code for a protein of 88 amino acids. Gene Ontology annotation, cellular component: eukaryotic translation initiation factor 3 complex, eIF3m. Gene Ontology annotation, biological process: cytoplasmic translational initiation. The transcript has 4 exons.